This is a messenger RNA of Daldinia childiae, 1605 nucleotides long. RefSeq lists its product as uncharacterized. The transcript has 6 exons. The coding region runs from base 1 to 1605 and encodes 534 amino acids. Gene Ontology annotation, molecular function: ATP hydrolysis activity. The record is from RefSeq and is a predicted model, not a curated record. Lineage: Eukaryota; Fungi; Ascomycota; Sordariomycetes; Xylariales; Hypoxylaceae.
AUGACAGGGCCAAACAGAGACAACUUCCAGCGAGCGCUCAAUCGAUUCAAACAAUCCCUGUCUCCGGAUCUCACAAACGAAUUCUCCAUAUGCUCCUUGUCAGAUGUACAACAAGUCUGUAAGGAAAUUCAACAGAGACAUGGAAGCGAGAGGAAAUUACGAUACAUGGGACGUCUGAGGGGUUUUAUUGAAGCAAUGGAACAGUUUGGUAAAGUAAUUGACAUAUUUGUGAAUGCAAGUGAAUUCGUUUGCUUCAUAUGGGGGCCGAUCAAAUUUAUGCUUCUCACCGCUAGCACACAUCUUAGUUCUUUCGAUAAACUACUUGAUGCGUAUGAGCAAAUAGGAGCUGCUAUCCCCGGCCUUGAACGCUACGAGAAGACCUUUGCGGAACACCACCCUUUAGCUACGGUACUCGAAGACUAUUAUUCAGAUAUUCUAGAGUUCCAUCGCAUAGCCAUUUCCGUCUUCAAGCGACCUACAUGGAAAGACAUGUACCACUCAAUAUGGAAAACAUUUGAUAGCAAGUUCAGCCCAAUCUUGCAUAGCUUGAACAGGCGACGGGAUCUCUUGGAAAGUGAGAAAAGCUCGGCAACUCUCUACGAGAUUCACCAAGUGCGCAAAGACAUUUCGUCUAUAUAUACGAAAUACCAACAGAAAAUGGAUGAAGAACGCCAAGAGAAGCACAAGGGUCGGGUAUCCCACAUAAGAGAAAAGUUAGAUGCUCCAAACUAUGCAAUUGACCAAGAGAUGGCUGCGGAAAAUAGGUUUAUCGACAGUUCGGGAAAAUGGAUUUUGGAAAACAAGGAGUUCCAAGCUUGGGAUAGCCAUGCUUCGGGACAUAGCAUCCUAUAUAUCAACGGGAUCCCAGGUGCAGGCAAAACAACUUUGGUAUCGGCAGUGAUUAGGAAGCUCCUAGACAGUAGGAGUAGGGAUUCGACGGUUAGUUAUUUUGUCGCCUAUUUUUAUUUCAAGUAUCGGCAGCCUAGCAAAGAGUCACACAAUAGUCUUCUUCGCAGUAUUUUAGAUCAACUCAUCAUCCAGGACCACGCCAUGUCGGACCAUUUGUUCAGCAAAAUAUCGGCAAUGGAUCCAACAUCGCUACGACUAACAAGAACACUGGAAGCACUUGUUAAGGAGGCACUGGAAAGUCAUCAAAUUUCAUAUAUCGUAAUUGACGGCCUUGAUGAAAGCGCCCCUAAAGAAUCGGAGCGAUCGGUACAAUGGUUCUUAUCACUCAUAAAAGGACGCUCAGAGAACACUACCACCUCAUUGCGUAUUUUGCUUUGCGGCCAACGGGAUGGUGUCCUGGACAGCCUUCUUGUCAAUAUACCAUCCAUAACUUUAGAGAAUACCGCCCAUACCAAGGAUAUCGAAGAAUAUUGCUCAUAUUUCUGCAAACGAAUAAGAGAAAAGUUCGAUAUUUCCCAUGAGGAUCAAAAGAGCAUUGCUCUCCGUGUUGCGAAUAGCGCAAAGGGCAUGUUCCUCUACGCCCAUGUGGUCUUAGAGAACUUACUAAGUCAAACGAAGCUCUCCAGCUUGAAGAGAGAAUGCAACCAGACACAUUCCCAGAAGGGAUUGAGAAAGCGUAAUGACAUUGGCUCUUAA